Messenger RNA from Seminavis robusta, 492 nucleotides. NCBI's taxonomy places the organism in Eukaryota, Bacillariophyta, Bacillariophyceae, Naviculales, Naviculaceae. The record is from the annotation of a GenBank genome assembly.
AUGUGCUAUCCAACUGCCGCCCCUCCCUGCAAUAUGAACGCCAACACCAACAAUAGCAAUAGCAAUAGCCGCAAGACAGCGCCUCUCCACUCAUCAUUAAAAAAGAAAGUGAGCUUCAACGAUGCUCUGAAUGUGGUUGCGGCAGUAGAAAAUUUGGAUGCUACCAACAUUACCGAGCUCUUUUACGGAGCCGAAGACUACCGACGGUUUCGCAGUGAAGAACGAACCCAACACCGACGGCCGUUGCCAACAGGUGAAGCCAAUCGAAGAGCACGAUUUCAACGAGAUGGAGUCCAACGGUUACGACGAGCCAAAAGUGCCAACUGCGAGGGAGAGUCGUCGUCGCCACUACCGUCAACGCCUAAUGGCAGGGCAACACCCAGGAGGGUACGGAGCACGCCUCAAAAUCACCAGCAUCAACAGACCAACGUACUCCGCAAUAUGAGACAAAAGGCGCUAGUCAGUCCAGUGGCUACCGUACAAGCUAGUUAG